This is a messenger RNA of Bombus pascuorum, 1589 nucleotides long. RefSeq names its product E3 ubiquitin-protein ligase MARCHF3-like. Gene Ontology annotation, biological process: protein ubiquitination. The transcript is spliced from 5 exons. The coding region runs from base 309 to 1307 and encodes 332 amino acids. Lineage: Eukaryota; Metazoa; Arthropoda; Insecta; Hymenoptera; Apidae. The record is from RefSeq and is a predicted model, not a curated record. Gene Ontology annotation, molecular function: zinc ion binding; ubiquitin-protein transferase activity.
CUUACUCUUGAUUUCUGCCACGUGUGAACAGGCCUUUACUCUCCACUCUCGCUUUCGUUGAGCCUUCAACUGUCGCAUCAGGUGCGGCGAGUUUCGUGACGGUUAAAAGAUGGAUUCACUGAGUCCGACGUUGCGGUAGGUACAAAAUCACGAUACGAGAUCCAGGACGAAUCAGUCCUGAUGCACCGUUCGAAAUAAAGCAGCAGGACUGAUCGCGAUCGCGACAGACAACCAGCGGCGAAAAAUUCACGGCUCUACGGCCCGACACAAUGACGCAGCCGCCUUUUUGAUGUCAAACGAUCAGCCUGAUGACGACGCCGCCAACGAUACAGGUUAGGACAACGAUUCGAUCGACCAUCUCAUGGACGCGGGCCAUUCUCAACCCGUUUCGGGGCUCGCGUCAUCUCGUUUCAGAUCUGUCUACGGAUAAGCAAAUCCUGUUGCAAAAUCUCGGUGGUAAACGAUCGUGUGUCGAGGCUGUGACGUCCGGCCACAAAGCUUCUAUCGAGCAAAGAACGAGGGACGAAGGAGGCGUAAAGAGAAGCUUGGCCGAUCAGAAAGGGAGCGAUGAUGAGUCUCGGGUGUCCGGAGAUAUUUGUCGAAUAUGCCACAUGGGCAGUUUCUCAACGGUCGACGAGAAUCGAGCCAGUUACGAAAGACAGAACCAACCUAUUCGUGGAGUUGACAGUCAAACGUCGACAUUAUCGUCCUACGCGUAUCUCGGCCCUUUGAUCUCAGCUUGCAAGUGUCGUGGAACAGUAGCGUUGGUACACGUAGAAUGUCUUGAAAGAUGGUUGACAGAAUCGGGUCACUCUAGAUGCGAGCUUUGCGGCUACAAGUACGCCACUAAAAGAGUACCACGUCAUAACAUCAUCCGUAGUGUUGUAAUAUGGUUCAAUACCGUGAUAGUGACUCGACAAAUGCUUCUAGAUAUAUUGUAUCUAGUAGUCACCACGCCACUAGCCCUGUUCUCCUGCUACAUCUGUGUCCUGGCUCUAAGAAUGUUGCUAAAACGUGGCCUGCAAGAGAUGCCCUGGAUGAUCGUUGCCAUGCUUCCCACUUGUUCCCUUACUCUAAUCGCUUACUGGGGUUGGAUAAUUACUCUGGCCAGACUGCACGGGCGUAGAUGGCGCCGUUAUUGGAGGAGCAAUUUCGUCAUACGUUUGGUUCCUGACGAUUUCAACAACGCUGAAACGAAUUCGAGACAAGAAAGGACCACCGGUAACCAUCUUCAGCAGCAGAGGCCGUACGCGGACGACGAGACGAUGGAAAUUCGCGACGUCACGUCGAUCGAUCGAUCCGAAUGAAUCUACACGCAAGAUUUAAUUGCUGGUAAUUUGGUUUCAUUAAAAGGCGGCUCUAAUCGAGCUGGUUACCAACCAUCGAGGACAAUUAAUCGCAUCAAACUGCAUGAGUUUCCACGUCGCUUCCGGUUGUCUGUUAUCUUCGUACGAGAAUAAAUCGGAAAGUUGAUAUAAUUUCUAAAAAUCAGCUGUUAGCGUCAUGUUCGCCAUUAUUCUUGCAAUAGUGUUAUUUAUAAUUUUGAUUCAUCUUAUGAUAACGAUUGAUAGUGGCUUGCUCAAGAUUCU